UUCUCUCUCUCUCUCUCUCUCUCUACAGCUUGGAUGAGCAUGGAGUCCAUCUCUCUCCAGCGAUUCUAGGGUUUCCAAGGCUGGCCUGAUGCUACAGCUCUCGGAAAUGAGGCUGAUUUCCACUUCGGAAUCGUGAAAAUUUCGCGGUGUAGGGUUUUGGUGAACAGCUCCUCCUCCGCCGGCGAAUUUGAAUUCGGAAAAUGCCGUCGAACAACAAAUCGAAAUCGGAGAAGCCCGAAGCUGCGAAACAGCUCCGGCGAGACCCCUAUGAGGUCCUCGGCGUCUCCAGGAACUCCACCGACCAGGAAAUCAAAACCGCUUACCGGAAAAUGGCCCUCAAGUACCAUCCUGACAAGAAUGCAAAUGACCCUAAAGCAGCUGAUAUUUUUAAGGAGGUCACAUUUUCUUAUAAUAUCUUGUCUGAUCCAGACAAACGGCGGCAGUUUGACACAUCUGGCUUUGAGGCUGUUGAAUCAGAAAGCCAAGAAUUGGAGUUGGAUCUUUCAAGCUUGGGUGCUGUAAACACCAUGUUUGCUGCUCUUUUUAGUAAACUCGGGGUGCCAAUCAAGACUACUGUGUCAGCUACUGUCCUUGAGGAGGCACUAAAUGGCAUGGUCACUGUUCGUCCACUUUUAUUGGGGCAGCCUAUAACAAAAAAGGUUGAGAAGCAAUGUUGUCACUUCUAUUCAGUCGAAAUAUCUGAAAGCGAAGCACGAGCUGGAUUGGUUUGCCAAGUGCAUUCAUCUGACAGAAGCAAGUUCAAGUUGUUAUAUUUUGAUCGGGAAGACAAUGGUGGAUUGGGCCUUUGCCUACAGGAGGACAGUGCAAAAGCAGGAAAGGUUACAUCUGCUGGGAUGUAUUUUCUUGGUUUCCCUGUGUAUCGGUUGGAUCACACAUUGAACUCGAUGGCUGCUGCAAAGGAUCCAGAUUCAGCCUUCUUCAAGAAGCUGGAUGGGUUUCAGCCAUGCGAAUUAACCGAGCUGAAAGCUGGCACCCAUGUGUUUGCUGUUUAUGGUGACAACUUUUUUAAAAGUGCAACCUACACAAUAGAAGUUCUUUCUUGUGAACCCUUUCUAGAAGAGAAGGAAAGUUUAAGGGCUGUGGAAGCUCAAAUACUUACAAAACGUGUGGAGUUGUCAAAAUUUGAGACAGAGUACAGAGAGGUUCUGGCACAAUUCACAGAGAUGACCAGUAGAUAUACACAAGAAAUGCAAGAGAUUGAUGAGCUUCUCAAGCAGAGGAAUGAAAUACAUGCGUUGUAUACAACUGCUCCUCCAAUAAAGCGGAGUUCAAGCAGGAGUAGAAAUAGGGGUCAUUCUAAGGAGGAAAAAGAAGAUGCUCCAGUGAGAGAGAAGAAAUCUACAUUCAGAGAUCGAACUAAGAAGAAGAAAUGGUUCAACAUUCACUUAAAGGUUGACAAAAGAAAACCUUGCUGACACAUGAAGUACCCAAUUUUUGGUUGUGGUGGUCUGGCAUCCAUUGAAGCAAAGUACAAGUCUGAGCUUUUGGUACAACAGAGUGUUGAACAAUGAUUUGGCUUCAUUACUGUGGCAUGGCAAAGUUUACAACAGCUCAUUGUUAUUGUAAAUUUCUUUAUUUAUAUCGGUAUGCCCCUUGUCAUUCUUUUUUGAUCAAGUAUGCCCCAUUUAUAUUCACUUGUUCCUACUUUCUUUACCUCCCCGCCGUAUUUAUCUGUAUAUGUAAAUUAGAAAGAUCUAUCUGAAGAAACCAUGAAGAUUUUCUCUUAUUUACUCGGUUCUUGCUUCUUGGCAUGAAAAUUGCUUGCAAGACCUGGAGCUAUCUUGAAUAUACAUUUUGUUUCUCUAAUCCUUACAACAACAGUAAUU
This is a messenger RNA of Fragaria vesca subsp. vesca, 1847 nucleotides long. Its product is annotated as chaperone protein dnaJ 16-like. Bases 201 to 1436 code for a protein of 411 amino acids. The transcript has 12 exons. NCBI's taxonomy places the organism in Eukaryota, Viridiplantae, Streptophyta, Magnoliopsida, Rosales, Rosaceae. The record is from RefSeq and is a predicted model, not a curated record.